AUGCUCACGUCUCAAGUUCCCGGCAAUGGCUCAGAAGUUUCAUCUCCCUCGCACCCCGGUUACAACUCCUGUCCUGUUUCUCGCUCCAGUUACAACCAUCUCUCCAUCCACCCCCUCCCCCCAUCCCCAUUGCCUUCCACCCUUCCACCCCGCUUUUUCCCUCCCUUAUCAUUCCAACCUGACCUACCCCGCGCACUUGCUCCCUCCGCCUACCUUCCACAGAAAGAGGCAUUGGAGGAGAUGCGGGGGGAUGUAGAGCGGUUGAAAGGUGAACUUCAACAAGCAGGGGAGCAGCUCGCAGUGGCAGAAAAGGCGAAAACCGAUUUGCUGGUUAAGUAUGAGUGCGUGGAGAGGGAAAAGGUUGCUCUGGAGGGGCGUUUGGAGGAGAGGGAGAAGGAAAGAGAGAGGGAGAGAGGGGAAUUAUUUGGGAGGUUGGAGGAGUGUGAGAGGAGGUUGAAGGAGGAAGAGGAGGGGAGGAAGGAGGAGAAGCAGAAAAGGAAAGAGGAGAAGGAGAAGCGGAAGGAGGAGGAGGGGAAACGGAAGGAGGAGAAGAAGAGGCGGAAAGAGGCGGAGGAGGAAUUGGCACGUGUCAAGCAGCGAUUGGAGGAAGCUGAGGCCAAAUGUGAGAGGAUCGAGGGGGUGAGUGCUGUGCUGAGAGGGCUUGCUGAUGCAGCAGCAGAGGAGGGAAGCGGGUCAGUUGAUAGAAGAAGAGUUGAAAGGGAGGAUGGAAGCAGUGUAGCAGAUGACAGGAGUGAUGAGGCGGAUGGAAGGGUAGCUGGGCGUGACGAUGAAAGGGAGGCGAGUGCACGACUAAAAGACCUUGAACUGCACGCUGUGAGAGCAGAGGGAGAGGCGGAGGGCUUGAGGCGUGAGCUGGAAGCUGUGAAUGCCACGCUGGCAGAUACAAGUGCCAGGCUGGCAGACACGAGUGCUGAGCUGGCAUGCUUGAAAGAGGCAUUGAGGGAGACGGACGCACACGCACGCGUGGAUAAGUGCGGAGAAGAGGGAUUGAGGGAGAGUGGAAGUAGGGAGGAGGGGGGGAGCAGGGAGGAGGUGGAACAGAGGUUGAAAGAGGCAGAAGCACAGAGGGAUGCUGCAGAGAAACAGAGGGAGGAGGCGGAAAGACAAAGGGAGGAGGCAGAGAGGCGAAAGGAGGAAGCAGAGCGGGAAUGGAAGGAGGCGGAGAAGGGACGAGAGGACGCAGAGGAAAGAGUGAAGGGCCUUGAGGGUCGCCUGAAAGUUGCAGAGAGGUCAGCAGCAGGAGACACUCUGGGUUUGAAUGCGAAUGCCGCGCGUGACUCAUUCGGUGAUAACAAUGCGGGAGGUAGAGGGAGUGAACAAAGGAAGGAGGAGCAUGGGAACAGCAGGAAGGGGGUUGUGGGAGAGAGGGAGAGUGUGGAGGGAAACAUGGAUGCCGAAGUGGAGUGCUUCAAAGAGCCUCAGAAGGUGGAAGUGUCGCUUCCCAAGGCACAAUUGUCACCUGGAAAGACAUUUCCCGAGAUGGACCGCGAGGCAGAGCUUGAGUUUCUGCGCAACCUGCGGGAAGAUCUGGAGAGGGAGUUGGACUCUCUACGCAUUCAACUCGAUUGCAAGUCACAGGCCCCUGUUGCUGAUUUGGAUAAGGCUUGUCUCGAAGCUGGGGGAGACCAGAGUAGCAGCCAGCCUACCAACAGCACCUGUGGCUGCACGUGUUGCAGCAGCUGUAGCUGCGGCUGUAGCACCAGGAACGCCAGUACCAGCACCGCCACGAACACCACCAGGAGCAUCGCAGAAGCAGAAGCAGAGAUCGAGCGACUGCACGCCGUGAGAGGAGACCUAGAGAGGGAGCUUGAGGACUUGUACCUGGAGUUGCAACGGGAGCAGGAGCUCUCAGCUGAAGCAAGCCUUUUAGCUGAGAAGGAGUGGGAGCGGCGACAGGAGGCAGUGAAAAUGCUGUCUCAGCUAGAGAGGCAGCUAGGGGAGGCGUUUGGAGGGGCUGUGGCGGAAGGGGGGGUGGUGGUUGAUGCUAAUGGAAGGCCGAUGUCGCCGCUAGUGGGGAGUUUGAGUGGGUCGGGAGCGGUGGGGAGGAAUGGCAGGGGAGGGGGCGUGGGAGGGGUGUUUGUGUCGCCGCUUGGCGGGCCGCGAUUGGAGGGUUCUGGUGGGGAGGAAAGCUGGCCGUAUUUGUGUGGUGGCGAGGUGGCGGAGGGAGCAGAGGGGGGAGCUGAGGAGGGGGAGAUGGGAGGGAUGAGAAGGGUGCUAUUUGGAAUAGAGGAGCGUGGGGAGGAGGAGGGUGCAGCAGCCGGAGAAGAAGAAGAACCAGGUUCUUCGCUUGCCACAGCAAGCACAGGCACACGCACCAGCAGAGCAGCAAGUGUAGUGGAGCGGCUGAGCUUAGAGAAGGAAGAGAAUUACAGAAGGGAAGGGGAGGGAGUUGAGGGGAAGAAUGAGGACGGUGACUGGGAUGAGAUCUGGAGUGAAGGAGACGAUGAACAAGAGCUUGAGGUGAGGCGUGGGGAAGGGGAGAGGCGUGGGGAAGGCCAGAGGCAGGAAAGGGAAACGGAGGGGGCAGAGAAGAGGGAGGAAAGAAGGAUAGGGCAGUCUUGCCGGAUGGACUGGCCUAGGUCACUCACGGAGGAGAGUAGACUAUUUAGUGAGGAUCCAAGUCUCACUGAUGCACACGACCCUGAGCCAAGUCACACCUGCAGUUCCCGGCCUCUGCUGCACAUUCACCCUCCCCCUCGCACGUUCCCUAGAGCCACAUCCGAUUUAGUCACCUAUGUGAGAGACGCUAAGGCUGCGCUGGGGCAACCCUCCUCCCCAGGGGAAGACGAGUUUUUCAGCACGAAACUGCCGGAAUUGAGGAGGAGAAUGACUGGUGAGGGCCCUCAAAAGGAGACGGCCCUGCGCCUGCCCUCUUCCCCUGGGGAAGGCGAGUUUUUCAGCACCAAAUUGCCGGAAUUGAGGAGGAGAAUGACUGGUGAGGGCCCUCAAAACUCGCCUCGUAAGUCUGCCUCUUCUGCAGAAGACGAGUUUUGUAGCACUAAGUUGCCGGAAUUGAGGAGGAGAAUGACUGGUGAGGGUCCUUACAAGUCCUCUUCUCCUCGUGAGGACGAGUUUUUCAGUGCUAAGCUGCCGGAAUUGCGGAGGAGAAUGAGCAACUUCUCGCCUCUGCACUCACCCCUGGUUCAUUUACGGGGGAUGCAGUUGGAUGGGGAUGCUGAGGUGGUGACCGCAGCAGCACCUGGCGCUGGGGGUGCAGGCGGCGCAGAUGGAGACGGUUCAGGUGUUUCUGUUGUUUCAGGUGCUUCAUCAGGUGAAAACGGCACUCCUGGUGGUCGCGUAAACAAAGAACCCCCCUCUCCCACCGCUAAAGGACCGCCGCCCCUCACCACCUCGUUUUCAGCGCUUGAUGAGGCUUCCUCUCCCAACGCAGCUAGAGCAGUCUCCUAUUCAGGGCAGCCCUUUUCCUAUGCCAGUCAGAUAACAACCGCUCCUAGGGAAGCCCCAGGUAUGCCUUCAGGGGGUUUCAACAGAGCGGUUUCCUACACAGGGGGUUUCAACAGAGCGGACUCGCACUCAGGUGCUUUCAACAGAGCAGGGUCUUACUCAGGUGGUUUCAACAGAACUGGUUCAGAUGUGGGGCUGCUGCUCACCUUCGGGGGACCAUCAGGGGGGGAGUUUUCAGGAACAGAGACGACAACAGGUGGAGCGAAUGACAGAGAAGACUUGGAAGAAUCUGGGAGAGGAAAAGAAGAGGAGGAGGAGGAGUUAGUAGAUGUAGGGUUGGCAGAUGAAGACUACAAUUGGGGUGACUCUAUUUACAAUAAGCAGCAGCUUUUAGCUAAGCACCAGGGUGAUUUUCUCCACGUGUUGCUGCAGAUGCUACAGCUGGCAGUGGCGAAGCGGGAAAGCGAGUUAGUGUCAGCCUCUGCCGCCGCUACAGCUGCCGCUACAGCCGUCUCGGCUGCCGAGAGGGAGAAAGCGGAGUGGGAAGUGGAGCAGGUGGUAUCAGCAGUGUUUAGGGAGGUGCAUAACGUGUUGCAUGUGAAUGGCGUUGGCAGGGUGAGGAGAAAAUUCCGAGGGGUGGCUAAGGAAGGGAACGCAGCAGCAACGGCUGCUGCUGCAGUGAAAGAGGAUCUCGAGCUUUUGGUCCGGGCAGUUGAAGCAAAGGCUCGGGCAGCCAUGAGAAGAAAUGCGGCUGGCCUGGUCCCUCCUGCUCCCAGAAGGCUUGUCAAGGAUGGGAGUGGGGGUGAGGGGCGGAGAGGAGGAGAAAAAAGUGGCGGAGGAGGAUGGGGGCUGAGCAGCGGCAACGGCAUGUGGAGCAUUGGUCAGAGUCUCCAGUCGGCUGCUUUGGCUAUAGCUCGCUCUCCCUCUGUUGCUGGUCCCUCUGUUGCCAGUACUCCUAGCAUGAGUAGAUCAGUGUCUGCUGCCGAAGCUCCUUCUGUUGUCUACUCAGUCGGGGUACACAAUGCCUCACUAAGUAUCUACAGGUCAGCUUCGGUGGCUACUACUGAGGCCUCCACUGCUGGUAACACGCCGGUUGCGCACGCGGUUACCAUCGCCCGAACCUCCUCCGUAGCCUCGGGAAUGUCCACGGAUGGUAACACGCCUGUGGCUCGGGCUGUAGGGGAUAUGUCAGGAGGAAUGUCGAUGUCUCAAGGGGGAGCGGUUCAGAUGGGUGGUGUAUCAGGAGGAAUGGGUGGAGAGCGGUCGAGCGCUCUGACCAUCUACAGGACACCGUCUAUGGCUGAGAUGUCGACUACUGGUAACACUCCUGUUGCGCAUGCAGUUACCGCGUCAUUUGUCAGUGGGUUCAAUGUGUCUGGUCUCCUCGGGAUGGCUUCAGCAAGGCUAGCUGCUGCAGCCACCUCUGCUGCUUCUGCUGCUGCUACUCCUGCUGCUACUCCUGGUGCUGCUGGUACUGCUGCUGCUUACUCUACAACUGGUAACACACCUGCUGCUUCCACUGCUGGUAACACUCCCAUCGCCCAGGCCUUGGGGAGUCCAAAUCAGUUUGCUAACAGUCAAGUGUCGCCGGUAACCACCCCUGUAACUGCGGAUGCUUCGACUGGCGGUAACACGCCUGUCGCACAUGCGGUUACCACUAGUGGCGGCGGUAACACUCCUGUUGCACGACCUUUGAGGCUGAGGGAAGGGGAGAAGGCGGAGCAGGACGGGAGGGCAGAGGAGGAGGAGGGGGCAGGUAGAGGGGAGGAGCAGGGGGAGGAGAGAGGGGAAGAGGAGGAGAGUGAGGAGGUUUUGUUUGUAAGGGAGGUGGUAGCGGGCGAUGUGGUGGUACACCACCAUGUAGACUCUCUCACUCGCUCCCUCACAACUGCUUCCCCUAAACCCAAACCCCUGGGGCAGACUUUUGAGGCGCCUCAAAGAACAGGAGGUGUUGUGGUACACCACCAUGCGGACUCUCUCACUCGCUCCUUCACUCCUUCUAGCUACUCCAAUGCCACUUUUGGGAACUCUCAACAGAACGCUAACGCCUUUGACCUGAUGGCAGAGUCCCCUGCUGUGCUGGCGCCUGGAAUCAGGCAAGAAGGAGGGGAGCAGCAGCCUUUCUUUCGUCCUAUGUCCAGGCAGCAAGAGAGGGAACAGAGCAGGAUACAAGACGAUCCUUUGCUGGGCGAGCAAAGGAGACGUGAUGUCUGGGGGAGCCGUGAGGCAUCUACCAGGCUGGAUAGAGGCAGAAACCAAAGCCUUGAGGAGGAUUAUUCCCAGCCAGCUUCAAGACUGGACACUCACCUGUUGCCUGCUCGCCCCAUAGGGAGUCAUGACUCUGCUGCCCGGCUGGAUAGAGGGAGAAAUCGAAGCGUUGAGGAAGACUAUUCCCAGCCAGCUUCAAGACUGGACGCUCACCCGUUGCCUGCCCGCCCUAUGACUGCUCAGCCGAGAGAUCGGUUCCAGCACACAGCAGCAAGGGAUGGGAGUGGCAGGUUGGCUUUUGAGCUGGGUAGAAGAGCGAUUGGGGGCGGGGCUAGUGGUGGAAGUGGGAGUCGACACCAGCCAGCAGCCACCAGGCUGGAUGCAGGGAGGAGCCAAAGCCCAGACGAAUACCACCAGCCGGCAGCCACCAGGCUAGAUGCUGCUCACCCCUGGAGAAGUCACGAUCCAGCAGCUGCGAGGCUGGAUGCAGGGAGGGGACAGAGGAGCCAAAGGAGCCAAAGCCCAGACGAAUACCAGCAGCCAGCAGAUACCAGGUCAGAUCUUCAAGCUCACCCAUGGGGGGGUCACCAUGAUCCACCAGCUGCGAGGCUGGAUACAGGGAGGGGCCAAAGUCCAGACGAAUACCACCAGCGAGCAGCCACCAGGCUGGAUGCUCACCCGUGGGGGAGUCACGAUCCAGCAGCUGCGAGGCUGGAUACAGGGAGGGGCCAGAGGGGCCAAAGCUUGGGCGAAUACCAGCCACAGCCGCUUGCGUGGGGGGGUCGUGAGGGAGAUGGGUUUACCAGUCUGGAUAGGAAAACCCCUGUCCAGCUGGAUAGAGGGAGGAGGAAUCAAAGCCUGGAGGACGAGUAUUCCCAGCCAGGUACGAGGCUGGAUGGUCUAGAUGGCCACCCCUUGCCUGCUCGCCCCGUGACCGCUCUGCCUAAAUCCAGGUCGACUUUUGAGCCAGCUCGAAGAGCAAUUGCGACUGACGCGAUUCUUGAGACGUCUCAAGAGCUGAUUAGAAGAGCGAUCGCUUUUGAGGCGCCUCAAGAGGCGGCUAGAAGAGCGACUGCGUCUGAGGUGCCUCCUGAGCGGACUCAUAGAGCGAUCGCUUCGCCUCAAAGCAUGCCUGCUCGCCCCAUGACCGCUCUGCCUAAGUCCAGGUCAACUUUUGAGCCGGCUAGAAGAGCGGUUGGGGGCGGGGAUAGCAGUGGGAGUGGGAGGGUGAGUGCUCUGCUGUACAGACCUGGGGGUCAGAGAGGGGGAGUGUGGGGUGCGGGGGGACGCGGAGGAGGAAGGGGAGGAGAGAGUGGAGGAGGGAGGGCUGGUAGGCAGGAGGAGCGGAGCACAGGCACAGGAAGAGAACGGAUACAAGGAAGGGGUGACCAGGGUGAUUCAGCUCUUUUACCUCUAGACUCUGGUGUACCGGACCGAACCGCUCGGGGUGGGACCGAGGCUAGUGGUUUGGCAAGUAACCGGCAGGUUUGGAAAGGGAGUGCUCGGGACGGCGCGUCUAGUUCUCAGGAGCCGCACAAGGGGAGUGGUAGAGACGGUGUGAUGGAGUCGUUGCUAUCCGAAGCUGCUGCAGCAGCACAGGGCACUGUUCGAGACAUUGUGUCUUUCUGGGCUACAAGUGCUGCAGCAGGGGCUGUAGCAGCGGCAACAGGUGGCGCAGCAGGUCGUGAGUCUGUAGCAGCAGGAGCGGGUACUGUAGCACUGCCACGUAGGCCCGCUACAGCUGCAGCGGGCGGCAGGGUUCGUUCUGUAGGGGGCUGGCAGGGCUGGGGGAUGGGAGAGAAAGGAGAGGGGUUGGGUGGAGUGGGGAUGGGUGAUAGAGAGGAAAGCAUAGAGCAACCGUGGGGCAGCAGCAGGGUGCAGGAUCAAGAGGCAGGAAGGCAGAUGGGAAGCGAGAAUCCGUGGGAGGGGUCCUAUCGGGAUAGACGAGUUUUGGGUGAUAAACGAGGAGGAGCGGAUGAGAAGGGAGGUGGGGCAGAUGUUUGGAUUCUUGAGGAAGGGGAGGUGGAAGGAGAGGAGGGUAAGGAGGAGGUCGAGGACAGUGGUGAAGGGAAUGUGCGUGUGAAGCAUGAGAGGAGACCGCAGCAGCAGCAGCAACACCAGCAGCAGCAGGAAAACUCUUCAUCCGCUGCUGCUCCGGGUCUCUUUGCAAGUUUCCUGCCCAAGUCAGCGUCGGUCAGUGCUUUUCCAGGUAGAUCUCCGCUGGUUUCCCCAAAAGCCAGACCUCAUCGUGGGAUGGUGACUGUGGGGAGUUUUGUUGAGACGGAAACAGGUGCUUCGGAAUGGUUGGUUGAAAAGGUGGAGACGUUGACAGGGGCGGGGCAGAGGAGAGGAGAGGAAGAGAGGAGGGUGGUAUUGGAGUGGACUCAGGAGUUGGAAGAGGAAGGGGAAGAGGCAGAGAGAGCGUUGAGAGAGAGAAAGAGGGAGAGGAGGGAAAGGGAGGCGAAGGAGAGGGAGAAAGAGGAGGAGAGGAGGAGGAGGGUGGAGGAGGUGAGAAGGAAGAUGGAAGCUGCUAGUGAGGAGAGGAGGAGGAGGGAGGAGCGGGAGCAAGGAGGGGUUGUUGCAGGGGAGGAGGGGAGUGAGGAGCAAGAAAAGAGAAACGGAUUGGGUGUUGCGGCUGGAGAAGGGAAGGAUAGGAAAAGAGGAGUUGAGGAGAAGAAGGGAGGAAUGGAGGAGAAAAGAGGAGUUGAGGAGAAGAAGGGAGGAAUGGAGGAGAAAGGAGGAGUGGAGAAGCUAGGUUCAGUGGGACCUAGGAAUGGAGAAGGAAAGGAUAGGAAAGGAGGAUUUGAGGAGAAAGGAGGAGUUGAGGAGAAAGGAGGAGUUGAGGAGAAAGGAGGAGUUGAGGAGAAAGGAGGAGUUGAGGAGAAAGGAGGAGUUGAGGAGAAAGGAGGAGUUGAGGAGAAAGGAGGAGUUGAGGAGAAAGGAGGAGUUGAGGAGAAAGGAGGAGUUGAGAAAGGAGGAGUUGAGAAGCUAGGGAGGUCAUCAGCAGUUGUGAUGAAGGAAGAGUGUGAGUCAGGUUUAGAGGGACGAGGUGUGCAAAAUGUGUUGGUAAAGCGAGGUUCGAUGAAAGGGGAAGCAAGGGAAAGUGAGAGCUCUAGUGAGGGAGAGGAAGGGUGGAGUGAUAUGGAGGAGGAGAGAGAGGAAGAGGAAGAGAAGGAGGAGGAGGAGGAGGAGGAGGAGGAGGAGGAGGAGGAGGAGGAGGAGGAGGAGGAGGAGGAGGAGGAGGAGGAGGAGGAGGAGGAGGAGGAGGAUGAUGAAUCGUCGUGGAGUGCUGAUGACGAUAGUGGUGAUGUUAGUAACGAGGAUGCUGAUGCUGCUGGGUCUACAAUGGAGGAGGCUGGGAGGAACGAGAAUGAGGAGGAAGGGUGGAGAGAGGAGGAAGGUAGGAAAGAGGAGGAAGGGAGGAAAGAGGAGGAUGGGAUGAGAGAGGAGAAAGGGAGGAAUAAGGAGAGAGGGAGGAAUGAGGAGGAAGGGAGUAAAGAGGAGGAAUGGAGGAAAGAGGAGGAAGGGAGUAAAGAGGAAGAAUGGAGGAAAGAGGAGGAAGGGAGUAAAGAGGAGGAAUGGAGGAAAGAGGAGGAAGUUGAGAAAGUAGUGGCGGAGAGAGAGGAUGUUGCUGCUGGUGAUGGUGAUGGUGAUGGUGAUGGUGAUGAUGAUGCUGAGGAAUUGUGGAGUGAUGUUGAUGUUGAUAGCGGUGAUGCUGGUGACGAGGAUGGGAGGGAACCAGGCAAUGGCGAUGCUGAUGCUGAUGGUUGCGAUGACGAUGGUGAUGAGGACUUGUGGAGUGAUGUUGAUGAUGCUAACGAUGAUGCAAGUGAUGAGCGUGGGAGAAAACCAGGCAAUGAGGGGAAGGAGGACGGGUGGAGCAAGAAGAGGGAUCAGACGGAGGAGCAGAAGGAAGGGUCUUCAUUAGAGGCGCCUCAGGAAAGAGAGGAGUGGAUAGAGAACACGGAGGGUGGGUCGGGUAUGUUUUUUGAGAAUUCUCAAAAUUCAUUUGAGGCGCCUCAGGAGAGCGAGGAGUGCACGGAGGGUGGGUCGAGAGGGCAAAAUGGGGAGGCAGUUUCCGAGGUGUAUCGGAAGAACGAGGAGGAACGAAGUGAGAAGGAGAAUGGGGCUGAAAUCUCUCCACCAGGAAUUCUUCAGACACCUGGCAGCAUGAUAGCUUCUCCUUUCCUGGUAGAUAUGAUUUGUGAGGCGCCUCAAGAGCCGGGCAGCAUGAUUGGUCCUCCUCUCUUGGUCAAGGAGGAGCGAUCUGAGGCUGAGAGCAUCAUGGUUGAGGGGAAAGGGCAGGAGGAGGAGAUCUUUGAUGCUCUCAGAUUGUCUCAAAUGGCGCCUCAAGGGCCCUUGGUGGAUGACCAAUCUGAGAGUAGUGUUGAUGAAGGGGAAGGGAAGGAGGAAGCGACUUCUGAGAGGACUUCUGAGGCGCCUCAAAUGGCGCCUCAAGGGGUGCCUCGAAAGCCCUCGGUAGAGGAUCAACUUGGGAGCAGGGCGGAUGAAGGGGAAGGGCAGGAGGAGGUGAUGGGAACGGAGGGGAGGGAGGAGGACGAGUGGAGUGGGGUUGAUGAGGAGGAUGGAGAGGAGGAGAAUCUGUCGGAAGAACACGAUGAGCCUGUCUCUGAGGUGCCGCAACGGAACGAGGAGGGAAUGACUGAGAAGGAGGGGAGGGAAGAGGACGAGUGGAGUGGGGUUGAUAAGGAGGAUGCAGAGGAAGAGUAUCAGCUGAAGGAGCAAAAGGGAGAGUCUGUUUAUGAGGUGCCUCGACUGAUCGAGGAAGGACGGAGUGAGAAGGAGGUUGGGAGGGACGAGCAAAACGAAGAGGGGCCUCAAAAGGUGGAGGAGGGAGGGAGUGAGAAGAAGGAUGGGAGGGAAGAGGACGAGUGGAGUGGGAUUGAUGAGGAGGAUGCAGAGGAGGAGAAUCAACCGGAAGAGAAAAACGAAGAGCCUGUCUCGGAGGUGCCGCAGAGGAACGAUGAGGAACAGAGUCAGCAGGAGGAUAAGAUGGAGGAGGAUGAGUGGAGUGGGAUAGACGAGGGUGAAGCAGAGGAGGGUGGUGGGCUGGAAGAGCAAAAGGACGAGCCUGUCUCUGAGGUGCCUCAAGCGAUCGGGGAAGGACGGAGUGAGAAGGAGGUUGGGAGGGACGAGCAAAAUGAUGAGGUGGAGGAGGGACAGAGUGAGAAGAAGGAUGGGAGGGAAGAGGACGAGUGGAGUGGGAUUGAUGAGGAGGAUGAAGGGGCGGAUGGUUUUGAUUCUUGUGAUAGCUUGGGGAGUGAAGCGGAGGAAAGUGGGAGUGGGGAAGGCGGUGGUGGAGAGAGUGGGCAACCCGAUCUGCCUGCAGCUGACAUGGCAGAUCGGGUUGCUGUGGCUGAAGCGAUCGCUGAUGCAGGUGCUGUGGAGGGCGCUGAUGUGGAAGUUGCUGAUGCAGAAGGUGCUGACGUGGAAGGUGCUGAUGUGGAAGGCGCUGAUGCGGAAGGUGAUGACGUGGAAGGCACUGAUGCAGAAGGUGCUGACGUGGAAGGCGCUGAUGCAGAAGGUGCUGACGUGGAAGGCAAUAAUGGUCUGCUUCACGAGCGGCUGGAGGCGGUGUGUGCGGGCUACGCUCUGCACCAGCUCUUAUCGUCCAAACUCUCCCCCUCCGAACCAAGUAACUCCGCACAAGAAUCACAAGAAUCGCAUCAACCACAGCAACCACAGCAGGCGCCGUUACGGCUGGCCGUGCUGUGGCUGCCAGACGCAGGCAUGCCGCACGCCACGCUGAACCACGUGCUCGGGCCUCUGCCUCGCCCCAGCGCGCUCUCCUCUCCGCAAGGCUCCCAGCCACAAAACGACGGGCAGCAGCAGCAGCAGCAGGGAUCCGCAGCAGCAGACGGGUCAUCCUCCGGUGCAGCUGACCCGUCUGAUGAGACUCUGGUGCUGCUGCAUCACCCCAGUUGGCUCAACUCGCCGCUCUACACCUAUGGGGUAUGUGUUUCUGUAGAGGGGCGUUGGCAUGCGCAAGCUUGUGUGUUCAAUGUUUUUGUCUCCUUUCUUGCAGUGAUAUACUCCUCCCUCCCUCCCAUGGCCUCCGCCCUUGCUGACGUGAACGGCUCCUCCCAGCUCCGCACUUCCCUCCAGCGCUGCUACAGCCUGCUACAGCCGUCCGCAGCCGUGCAGGAGCUGAUAGCCAAGGAGAACAUGACACGUGUCCAGCAGAGCACAGCUGUGUACGUAGAGCCAAUCUCCCUCUCCCUCCCCUCCUCCUACCCUUGCUCUAGCUGCGACCCUAAAUUCGCGGUCAACUGCACCACGCGCCGCCUCAUGUGGUUUUUUCUCGGGCAGCCCGAAGGCGACGCUACAGUUGUGGGCUUCUGGCCGUCUCAGGCUGUAGCCGUGGCAGAAACUUUCCACGAGAACCGCCAGCCGCAUUUGCUAGAAUCCACGCGACGCCGUGCGCAGCAAUGCGAAGGCGGUAACCGCAAAGCCAGUGGUAACCGCUUGAAGGACGGUAACCGCAUUGGGGGUGGAUAUGUAGCGCCGCCUAUUAUCCCCCCCGGGAUGACUGCGGACCUCAUCCGCGCGCGCGCGCAGGCCUCCGCCAGGGGCAGCUCCCCCCGCAUGCGCGAUGUGCUAGUGGCGCCAGAGAGCUUCCCCCGGGGGGAAACGCCACCAGGGAUAGGGGGGGAUAGGGGGAGUGGCGGGAAGGUGGGAGGCGAGGGGAGGGAGUUUGAGGAGGAGAGGGGGUUGUGCGAUGCGCCGAAGAUACUGCCUGUGACAGAGCACCGCAUUGGAAGGCAACUCAUUGUGGAUGGUGACCUAACCUGCUGCCCCACCACCCCUCCUUGCUCCCAUUCCCGUGUUUUCCUCCCCCCACCAGAGGACGUGGGCAUGGUAUACUGUUACGUGCAGAAGGCGGGGUGCACGAGCUGGAAGUUCUGGCUGCGGGAGGAUGUGGGCAUGGUGUACUGCUACGUGCAGAAGGCGGGGUGCACGAGCUGGAAGUUCUGGCUGCGGGAGCAGCACCACCACCCCUUCCCCAAGUCCUUCCUCUCCGCCCACACCGCCCACUUCACCAACGUCACUGCCGUCUGGUACUCCCUCACCGAGCCACAAGCCAUACGCUCCCUCACACGACGAGACUUCACCCGCUUUGUGUUCCUCCGGAACCCGUACACCCGCGUUCUGUCGGCGUAUCUAGACAAGAUGCUUCGCGGGGGCGGCCCGGAUGAUCUCGGGGCAGGAUUCUGGGCGCAGGCGUUUUUCGGGCAGCUGAUCACGCACUCCUUAUGGGAUGCUGCCACGUUUCGGUCGGGCCCCGGAACUGCCCGGCUGCGGAGCAUCUGGGAGGUGAUUCAGCUGCGGACGGGGUUUCGAAUCACGUUCGAUGAGUUUGUGGGUUAUCUUGGAGAGGCGUGGGAGAUAGAAAACCGGUUUCACCUAGAUGUGCACAUAGUGCCGCAGACGCUGCUAUGUGCAUUGGACCGGAUCAAGUAUGACUUUGUGGGGAGGUUUGAGAGCAUGGAUGAGGAUGUGAUGACGCUGAUGAGGCGGUUUGGGAGGGAGCCUGGCGAUGCGUUCAGCUUCGGGAAGAAGCUUCAGAAGACCAAGUCGCGGGGGCGCUUGAGCGAUGCGUUCGGCAAUAAGAAAACCUUUGACACGGUCAGUCAUGUCUACAGUCUCGACUUGAACAACACCCUGAAUGGCAUCGUAUACGAACCACCAGAUGAGCUGAAGGAGUUGUACGGGAGUGGGACAUAA
Closterium sp. NIES-65 is the source of this 13380-nucleotide messenger RNA. The record is from the annotation of a GenBank genome assembly. NCBI's taxonomy places the organism in Eukaryota, Viridiplantae, Streptophyta, Zygnematophyceae, Desmidiales, Closteriaceae.